This is a messenger RNA of Phytophthora sojae, 567 nucleotides long. RefSeq lists its product as hypothetical. The transcript is spliced from 3 exons. Lineage: Eukaryota; Oomycota; Peronosporomycetes; Peronosporales; Peronosporaceae. The record is from RefSeq and is a predicted model, not a curated record. The coding region runs from base 1 to 567 and encodes 188 amino acids.
AUGUUAACCUUGCCUAAGUCCUUGUCCCAUCGUUCUCUCACGCUCCUGUGGUCCAACCGCACGCUCGCUGGCUCCCUCGGCCUUUGUGGUGGCGCCACCGACUCUUUGCUGGACGUUGACAUCAUCUUCGACGGGGUCACUCUUCUGGAGCGUUACCCGAAGCUGAAGCCCCGACUGUCUGCGGAUGCACCCAGCAUCAACAAUGUUGCCCUCGAAAGUGGCAUCGUCAAGCUGCAGCGCACGGAGGCCCUCACCCCAGCAGAGCGUGCCGCCUGCACCGAUUUCCGACUCUCUAAGACAGCAGCACCUCAGCCUACGCCACCUUCGGACCUCUCGAUUGUCCAACAGGCGUUCAAGAGGUGCAAGGUGGCCAAGCACCCGAGGUACACUGGCGUUGUAUUCGCUCCAUACACCUCUAACGAGUGUGAGAGAUUUUUUUCGGCAACCAAGCUAGUCUACUCGGAUCUAAGGAAGCGAAUGGAUGCAUCGACGCUCGAGACGCUCAUGUUCUUGAUGUACAACAAGGACAUGUGGGACGUCUACACUGUUGAAGCAGUGUCAUCGUAA